This is a messenger RNA of Zalophus californianus (California sea lion), 3654 nucleotides long. RefSeq names its product acyl-coenzyme A amino acid N-acyltransferase 2-like. The transcript is spliced from 4 exons. Gene Ontology annotation, cellular component: peroxisome. Lineage: Eukaryota; Metazoa; Chordata; Mammalia; Carnivora; Otariidae. The coding region runs from base 192 to 1448 and encodes 418 amino acids. The record is from RefSeq and is a predicted model, not a curated record. Gene Ontology annotation, molecular function: fatty acyl-CoA hydrolase activity. Gene Ontology annotation, biological process: fatty acid metabolic process; acyl-CoA metabolic process.
AGAGGAAGGAGCAGCUGACAGUUUUGUGAGGGAGAGCAGGCUAGAGGGCGCGUGGCUGGCUCAGUUGGAAGAAUAGGCUGAGGAAGCCUCCAGUGCUUCUAGUUGGCUCAGCAAGCCGCCCUACUCCAGACUGCUCCAGGCAGGUGAAUUCAGGGGCAGGGAAUACCACCUGGUCCCUUUGUGAGCUGCCAAUGUUCCAGCUGACAGCCACCCCAGCAAGCGCCCUUGCAGAUGAGCCAGUGCAUAUCCAAGUGACAGGCCUGUCCCCGUUGCAGUUGGUGACCCUAACGGCGUCUCUGAAGGAUGAGAAGGGGAAUGUGUACCAGUCCAAAGCCUUCUACAAGGCGAACGAGGUUGGUGAGCUGGACCUAAUGCGGGCUCCUGCAUGUGGAGGCGACUACGUGGGAGUCCACCCGAUGGGCCUCUUCUGGUCUCUGAAGCCCCAGAAGGGUUUCAGGAGGCUGCUUAAGAAGGAUGUGAUGAACAGCCCCUUUUGGGUCACUCUGAACCUAUAUGACUCAGUUUGUUUCCAAGAUUUGAUCAUAGGUGAGCCCAUGGCCAGCCAGGUGGUCCAGCGCUGGUUCUCAGCCCCUGGGGUACAGCGUGUGCAGAUCCGAGAAGGUCGGGUGCGAGGAGCCCUUUUCCUGCCUCCAGGGGAAGGUCCUUUCCCAGGAGUCAUUGAUUUGUUUGGGGGCGGAGGGGGUCUGAUUGAGUUUCGGGCCAGUCUUUUGGCUGCGCAUGGCUUUGCAGUGCUGGCCUUAGCCUACUUUGCCUACGAAGAUCUGCCCAAUUUACUGCAGGAGAUCGACCUGGAAUAUUUUGAGGAAGCUGCUAACUUGCUACUAGCUCAUCCCAAGGUCCGAACGCCAGGAAUCGGAGUGAUCUCUGUGAGCAAAGGUGCAGAGAUCGGGCUGGCCAUGGCCUGCUUCCUGAAGCAGGUGGUAGCCACCAUCUGCAUCAAUGGGCCCAAUGCCAUCUAUGAAUUUCCGCUCAGGUACAAAGAUCUGGUUAUAACACCCAUCCCCUCGUUUUUGGAGCGCAUGCAGUAUGACAUCUCAGGGUCUCUGCGCCUCCGCCACUACAGGGGGGACCCCCAGGAUGAACUGAGUCAGCAGAGCGUGCUUCCUAUUGAAAAGGCCCAGGGUCCGAUCCUCUUCGUGGUUGGAGAGAAUGAUGAAUGCUCGAAUAGCAGGAAGUAUGCUGAGCAGGCCCUGCACCAGCUCUGGAGCCACGGGAGAAACAAUGGAAGGAUGCUGUUGUACCCUGGGGCGGGCCAUCUCAUUGAGCCGCCCUAUGCACCCCUGUGUUAUGCCUGCCCAAACAAGAACUAUUCUUGCUUCCUGCUCUGGGGAGGGGACCCCGUUGCCCACGCUGCAGCCCAGGAGCACUCCUGGGGAGAGAUCCUGAAAUUCCUCAGGCAACACCUUAUUCAAAGUAGGAAACUCUGAGCCAGGGCUCAGUGUGAUGAUGAAGUGGGGAGACAAAAAAAUGAGAAUAAGGCAAGCAUAUGAUGGGAAGAGGGGGUUCUUCUGGCUUCUCUAGAUUCACAGUUAUCUUGAAUCAGUUGGAAGGAGACAGGGCAAAAAUCAAGGGCCAACGGCACAGGUUCAAUAUCUGACAAAUUUGUAUGUGAUUUGAAUUUUUUGUAAACUGAAUCUUAGUUUAUAUGCACCAGGGUACAUUGCUAUCUCAAAAUUGUGAUACCUUUGCAAAUUGAAUAAUCUUUUGUUUCCCAGGUAGGGAUCCCUUGGACCCAGGUAUUGCCAAUCUAGAUGAAUACUCUGGAACUUCCAAGUUACUUGUGGAAAAACAAGUAACUUCUGUUUAAAACUGAGUUUCUGACAUUUGAUAUGAAAAGUUCUAAGGCCACCAUCAAACGUAACGCUCGUUAUAGAUUUCUGAUAGAUGCUUUAUUUUUUUCUCAGAAUAGUGAUGUUUCUUUUUAUCCCUAAAAUAUAUUUCUUUUAAUAAUUUAAUCAGGAAUGGGAUUGAAUUUAAUCACAUGCCUUUAUAGCAUUUAUUGAAAUUAGUUAUUGAAGUUAGUUAAUAUAGUUAAAGCAAUUACAACAGUCCAGGUAUGUAGUGAUCAGCGUAUCAGAAUUGGCUAUAAUUAUUUUCAUAAGGCUUUCUUUCUUUUUUUCUUUUUUUUUUGUUUUUUGGUUUUUUUUUGUUCUUUUUUGUGUUUUUUUGUUGUUCAUAAUGCUUUCUUCCCUCAAUCUGUUAAUGUGGUGAAUUACAUUCAUUAAUGGACUCAUGUUGCUUUUGCAUCUAAUUUUACCAGAUGAUUUUCUCAUAUUGACUAAUAUGGGUUUUAAAGUUUCUUUUGGAGCCAACCUGGUCAUUCCUAUUUUCUCAGAAUUUCACCCAUAUUUUCUAGAACAAAUUUUUCACUUAUAAUUUUGUACGUAUCCCCUAUUAUUUAUUUGCAUGCUUUCUCUUUUUUCCUCUCAGUCUGACUUACCGAAUAUUUUUCUAUUUUUAUUGAUCUUUUCCAAGAACAGUUUUUGUUUUUUUUGUUUUUUUUGGUCAAGUCUUUUCCUCCUGAUUCUUUGAUUUCUGUUGUUUUAAAAUAAAUUCAUUCCUUCUGCCAUUUUUGUGUUUAUUUUUCUGGCAAUGUUCUCAUUUUGUUAAUUUCUAGAUGGUUUCUGAUUUACUCCCCCCCCUCUAAAUCCAAGAGUAACUUUACCAAAGCACAAGGUAUCAGACUGUAGAUACUUAUUGAUCAUAAGGGGAAGGCGUGAGGAACCUAGCAGUGGAGGAUCAGAUUGUUACCACCUGAACCCACUGGUCAAACUUAGCAUCACUUAAAAUGGUCAUUUUUACAUAAUGUGCUUCAUGAGGAGAUGUAAUGUGGAGUGCCUAGCACUACUUAUAUUACUUCUAACAAUGCGAUUAAACUUGCACCUUGUCAAACUUUUAGAUCAAACUUCUUAUUGAUACAGUGGCUAGAGACCAGUUAAACAAUCCUAUAAAGAGACAAACAAAUCCAGGUUGUGGGUCAUUGUCUAACUUGGUCUCACCAUAAGUUAAUUAGCAACUGACCUGGUUUUUUUCAGAAGCUGGUUGCAUGAAAAAAUUUGGGAUCUUUUUUUCUUUGUGGGAUUCCCCCCCUUUUUUUGGUUGGAGUGAGCUGUGGGACUAUCAAGUAUUAAGAGACUUAAGAGACAUAUCAACCAAAUGCUAUCUGUGGGCUUCGUUUGAACAAAAUAACUGUAAAAGGAUAUUUUGGGGACAAUUAGAAAAAUCUGAAUAUGGACUGGAUACUAAAUGAUACUGUGAAAUUGUUAUUAUCUUGUUAGGUGUUAUAAUGGUAUUGUGGUUAUGUAAAAAGUCACUUUUAGAUAAAGAUGCAUACUGAUACAUUUAAAGGUGGAGGGUUGCGAUAUCUGGGAAUUGUUUUAAAAUACUGCAGGAAUAUGGCAAAAUGUGAAUAAUUAUUACUUCUAGAUUAUGGCUAUAGUGAAGUUUGUUAUAAUAUUUUUUAUGUGUGGCUGUAAUUUUUUAUAUAAAAAGCUAAAAAAAUAAAAGAUACAAUCAAUAUAUUUACCUUUCUUCCCCCAAAGGCAAGAACUUUAGCAUAUACUAAAUCUUUUUCUCCAUGGCAGCCCCAUUAAUUUUAGAUUACUGAUUGGUUUCACAAUAAAUACAUAUUUA